Enterobius vermicularis (human pinworm) is the source of this 2601-nucleotide messenger RNA. The record is from the annotation of a GenBank genome assembly. Lineage: Eukaryota; Metazoa; Nematoda; Chromadorea; Rhabditida; Oxyuridae.
AUGACAGCGCCAGCAAUAACUCAUAUCCAGUGCUGGGACGGUAAUACUGAUUUGGAAAAUUUAAAACGAUGUAUAAAACAUGGGCAUCCUGUUCUGGUACUUAUGCGAGGCGUCCCGGGUUCAGGAAAGUCUUAUCUGGCGAAAGAGCUAGUCGCUAACUCUCCAGGAGUCAUUUUGUCGGCUGAUGAUUUCUUUAUGGAGAAUGGGGUUUACAAAUUUGACCAGUCACGGCUUCAAGAAAUCCAUAGAAGAGUUUUAAACAAAGUUUGGGCUCGUACUUGUAAAAUUAUAGAAAUGUUUUUUUUGCAAACAUUUCAACAAGAGGACCUACAGAUUUGUUCAUUUAUAGCAAAAGCAGCAUUAGCAAAUAAUGUGAAACCUAUCAUCAUCGACAAUACGAACAUUUUUGUGGCUCAUAUGAAACCGUAUGUCACUCAGGGUCUGAGACAUCAGUAUGAGAUUUAUUUCGUAGAGCCAACUACAGAAUGGAAGAAUAAGCCGCAGUUAUGUGCGAAAGCAAAUAGCCACGGAAUUCCGGCGGAGAAAAUUUCUAUUUUAUUAAAUUCUUUCGAACCUAUUUCUCUUGCUGCCGCAAUAAAACCAGCUCAAUUAAAACUAAUGCCUCCCGAUGCUGUAGAUUUGGAAGAAGAUAAUUGUACAAGGAAACUGGAACAGCUUUCCAUCUCUAUAACCCACGAUGCUAGCAUCGUGAGGGAUGGUAGCAAAGUACGCGAAAGAGUUGUCGGACAUGAGAUGAAGAGCGCAUUAGGAGAGAAGAAAAUUGUUGAAGGUUGUGGUUUCCAAGCUAGCAAUGCCUGCGGGGGUUUCGAAGGAUCAUGUUCUGCUUCCUCAGAUCUGAAUAAUGCGCAGCUGUUUUCGCUUCUCCCAGAUUCACAGAUUCAAGCGCUGGCACACCAAUCGACUGGUACGCAGACAAACGAUAUCAUAAGGACAUUGUUUUUGAGAGGGGUUAUGGCGGUCGACACACUUUUAGCAGCCGUUAUGACACGAUCUGAGGUUUUCUUAGUGAUGCGUCCGAGAAGUACACGUGGCUUAGAAGUUAAAGAACGGGGUUCUCAAACAGCAGCUAGUCCAUUACCAACAGAAUUGGAUAUUUUGUUAUCGAUGUUUCCUUUGGAAGCUCCGGCUGAUUUACUCCAUUUAUUAGAGACCUGUGGUUUUGAGAAUGCCGUUGGAAUUAACUUUGAAAUGCAUUCACAUUUUGACCUAUUUGCUAAUGCAGUGGAGGAAUCUGUUUCUGAAGAAAUGCUCCAACUUUCAAAUAGUGUGAACGUGGCAGAUGAUAGCGUCAAUGAAGAUCAUAUGAAUAUGACUCAGCAAACGACAGGUUUUCAUGAAGGUUCUGAUGGACCAGUGUUACAUAGGGAAUUAAUGCCUUCUUCGUUCAAGCAGCAAUGUCUGCCUGAGCCGGUUAAAGACGGGCACCAGAGAAUGGAGCUUUCGCUGGAUAUGAUUCAGAAGCUCUCAGACCUUUUUGAAUUUGAACUGUCAUUUGGUGCGGGUAUUUCUGAGUUAGCAUGUUACAGAGUGGUCAUUGGUUCUGUUCCCAGCGAAGAUCAAGAUGCUGAUGGAAGAAGCUUUGUGAGGUCAACUUACGUCGAUUUACCUCUAUGGUUUUGCCGACAGUUAUAUGGAUUUUGGCAAGGAUUACCUGUUAAGAACGCUUGUGAAGGCGAGGGGUUUAAAUGUAGCGAUUUUGAUUUGGCAUUUCCAUCUGUGUAUCCGACAGGUGUCUCACAAGCUGUUAAUGAUAACGAGAUUGUUUCAAGUCUUAAAUGCAUAAACUUAAAUUUAGAUAACAAAGAAUAUGGCAAGGUACCUCUUGCGAAGCUUACAACGGCUCAGAAGUUACAGUUGAAUCACCUUUGUGAAACCUACCCAACUAUUGCCCGAGAUCGGAUUGAAGAAUGUUAUCGUGACACAAAUUUCUCUAUGGAAGCAGUUAAAUAUACACUAAAUAUGUUUUUGGGUGAAGAAGACGUCCCAGACAACAAGUCGGCAAGGACUGUCUAUGAAUUCGAAACGACUAACCAGCCAAGCUUGGAAUAUGCGCAAUCCGAAGCUGAUAGGAUUCAAAAUGAGAUUGAUUACUGCGUUCAGCAGAGGAAUGUGCUUUUUAAGAAAGCUGAAGAUUCAAAAGUUGUGGGGGCAAAACAGUUGUAUUUAUCAGAUGCACAACAUUACGACAGACGUAUGAAGUGUUUGAUAAAAGAAAAAAAUGAAAUAAUUUCCCGAGCAAACAGCUCCAGGAACUUUGUUGACCUUCAUCAUAUGAGUGUUCAAGCUGCCAUAAAGUUGUUGAAAGAGAAGCUAAACUGUUUAGAUAGGCCCCCUAAUUUGAGGAACGGUCGUUCAGAUAGAAAGCUGACGGUUAUCACUGGAUAUGGAAAAUCAUCGGUCGGACCAAUUAAGUUGAAACCGGCUGUUUUACAGUGGUUGAAGCAGUUUCAUUACGACUGUUUUCAUUUGUUUGAGAAAAGAAUCAGCUCAAAGUCUGAAGAAUUUGAAGACGGCGUAAUGGUACUAUUUUACAGCUUUUACCUCAAUAACCCUGGUGAGAUUGUUGUUACUGCUAAAUGA